AUGACGUCCAUGAAGAUGUGGUAUCUCUUGCUCCUCGCUGCCGUCCUGCCCAUUGUUCCCACAGUGGCUGAAGUGGUGAAGUCGGUGUCCGACUGUAACCAGUUUCUCCUCAACAAAACUCCACCAGAUGUCACAAGCAUCUUGGAGGGCAAGAAAAUGGACGAGAACCGAUACAAAUUCAUAUGUCAGACUUACGAUAAAGAGAGAAGGUUUCUGACGCUCUACGACACCAAGAACAAGAUUCCUGUGUAUUCUGCCUACAAGUACACAGGGGAAACAGAGAAGGGAACAUUCAAAAGACCCAAAUGGAUGAUAGAGCCACAGCUUGAGGGAAAAACGAAUGAGAAGAUGAUGUGUAAUGCAGAUGACAACACAAUUUACGUCAAGCAAGCUGGGAUCAAAGAUUACGAAAACAAAGAAGGGUUUAACAAGGGCCAUUUAAUUCCAUACUCUUAUGGAUCCACCACAUCUGACAAAAAAUCCACCUGUACGCUAACCAACAUUGUUCCACAAGCAAUUACAUUCAACGGGGGAAGCUGGAGCACAAUGGAGAAGUGCGUCAAAUGUGUUAUGGACAAAUACUGCAAAAUCAACAACGGUGGUACUAAAGCCUAUGUGGUUACUGGAGCAAUACCCAACGACAGAAACAAACAACUCAAUAACAAGAUUAAUAUUCCUGACAAGCUCUGGUCAGCAUUCUGCUGCUACAGCCCCAAAGAGAAAAAAUGGAUAGCAAGCGCACACUGGGGUGAGAAUGUUUCAGAAAAUGAAUCUAGAAAGAAAAAUGAAAAAUAUAAAACUUCUGGAUUCUGGACUCUGGAAGAACUCCUCAAUGAACUGAAGGUAGAUGUGUUUCCUGGAAAAGAUUGUCCUCGCCAUACAAAGAUUACUAAGUUUUACCCAAAAUCUAACAACUGCUCAUGCCCCCCCUCUACUUAAACCACUUCUGCCUGUCCCAUGUAACAUCUGCCCCUUUCACCACAACAUCUGGUCAACUAUAUCGAGUCCUGCCUAGUCUACAGCUGCCUCUCCCUUUACCACAUCUGUAGUCAGAUGUGUCUUUGAGGUUCAAUCUGUACAACAAAAAUAUUCAACUCUGGUGAAAAAUAGGGACAUUCAAACAAAACCUUUAAUCUUUGUUUAUUCAACUAUGUUCAAAAUUGAAUGAAAAUGUAUAAUCAGCAGCUAACAUGAACGCAUAUAUAAAAAUAAUUAAUCGAGAUAUUGCAUCAUCUUAACUACAAAAAUUAUUCAAUGCAGAAUUAACAACCUGAAAAUGUUUCACAAUGUGUCACAAAUGUUUGAAUCUUCAGGCUUCUAAACAUGUUGGUCUUCAGAUAAUUGAUGAACCAUACAGAGAAUGCCAAACUGUGCAAUGUAAUAUCUGUUAUGGCAAUUUGUAUCUCAUAGCAUUAUUGUUUGUUUCUCAUACUGUUUGAUGUCAUUCAUGUAUCAAAAUGUACUUCACCGAGGUCACCGUCAGUUCAGUGUUCUCCACUACGGCAUCCUCUGUACUUUCCUACUUCUCUAUUCUCAUUCACACUCAUGACCCUGGGCCCAAUCCGGCCGGACACAGUACCAGACUCAUUUAUUUAUUUAAGGACAGUGCACAUUAAUCAACAUUUCUGUAAAUGUGCCAGUGUUAGCCAGCAGGCUAAUUUUCAACUGUAGUCCAACAGAUGCUAAAAACAACCACACUCCACAGCUCCGUAAAACACAUGCACUCUUCUCCUUCCUUUAUACUCUCCUGCAGACUGCUCUGUACUCGGUAUGACUUGUACCUCUGAGGCCUCAUAAAUACGGCAAAGACAACUCUGUGUUCGGGGCCAACUUUAAUUUACAUCUCGGUUUAUUUCCAUUACAUAUCCAACUGGCUAGGGUCCAUCUAUCCUUUAUUGAUCUCUUGUGAACAUAUUUUAAGAUUCUGUCAUGAGCCCUUUAUUUACUGAGGCCCCAGGGCAACAUCUAGCGUCCUUUUCUAAUGUAAAGCAGUAAACUAAGUGAUGAUUGGAAUAAACAUUAAAACAAGAUAUAUUGCUUAUAUCAGCAAACUUAAAACUGCCUUGGCCGAGGUGUUUUGGUUAUUUUUGCUUGGGAACAAUGUCUAAAAGUUGAUGGAACACUUCUAUAAACAAACUGUGGCCACUCUGCUCAAAAAAGCAUUAUUUUUCUGUCAAAACAUUGGUGCUACAGGUACUGACUUAAUUUAUAGGAAUAUUUGAAAAUGUCUCCAUAAAUACAUUUCUAAUUCUACAAAGAAAAAGAAAAACUUUGAUCAUUAUAAAUAUCAUGACUCUGUGAACUGAUAUCACCAUAUGAAUAUUAAACAGGGAAGCAGCUAUAAGUGUUCCAGAUAUUUCACUUAUAUAUUUCUGUAGAAAUUGGUAAGUCUUUAAUUGAGUAAUUGGAUAUUAAAAUAGUCUAAAUUACAAAUUGUCCUACUUUGGUCUAAGAGACAAACAAACAAUAAAAGACAUGUGUGCAGAAUAUAUCACAAAACCAAACAGCAUCCUGUUACUCUAAAUUUGGUAAUUUGUAUUGUACCACUACUUAGAUUUUGUUUUCCCUGUAACUGAGAAGGGGAUGUCAUAUUUAGUAAAAUUCCUUUGGUUUGUCAGUGAAAACUGUUUUGUCUCCAGAUGAGAGAGUUUGAUGAUUUAUUCCAGCUACAGUGAUGUCAUCUCUGUCUCCUCCUUGAACAUUUGUUUUUUUUCUACGAUAAAUAAAUAAUUACAGUAAACCAAACCCCUGUAAGGAGUCCCCAGUGUUAAAUAUUUGUGAUUUUAACAUGUAAAUGAAGCAAUGUGGUAUAAUCUGAGAAGAAAAUAAACGUAUUUUUCAACUUUU
Molecule: messenger RNA, 2847 nt
Organism: Micropterus dolomieu (smallmouth bass)
Lineage: Eukaryota; Metazoa; Chordata; Actinopteri; Centrarchiformes; Centrarchidae
Product: endonuclease domain-containing 1 protein-like
Exons: 2
Coding region: 1-939 (312 amino acids)
Molecular function (GO): hydrolase activity; nucleic acid binding; metal ion binding
Source: RefSeq, a predicted model, not a curated record